Actinia tenebrosa (Australian red waratah sea anemone) is the source of this 624-nucleotide messenger RNA. RefSeq lists its product as uncharacterized. Gene Ontology annotation, molecular function: zinc ion binding. NCBI's taxonomy places the organism in Eukaryota, Metazoa, Cnidaria, Anthozoa, Actiniaria, Actiniidae. The record is from RefSeq and is a predicted model, not a curated record.
CGAGGUGUGAUAUCUUCGCCGACUGCUGGCGGCAACAAUUUAUAGACUGUUUUUGUGCUUAAAAUGCUUCUCGAACUUUAUUUAUCUUCGAAUUUAAUGAUUCCAGAUGAAUUGCAUGAUAUUUCGAGACUUCCUGAGCUUACAUUUGGAGAUGUGGAGGAAUAUGCUCGAAAGGAGUCCGGCUGUUCAAGCACCACGAAGGCCUACAAAUUUUGUGCCGAACCAGGCUAUUUGCAUAACAUUAAAGUGCGCUAUUCGCAAGAGAAAGAUAAACUGAAUUCAAGAUGUUAUCGAUCGAUGAAGAAAAGCGAGCCUCCACACACUCUUGAAGCUGACAUAGAUUUGGCAUCCAAGUCAAUAAAGGGCCGUUGUUCGUGUGUAGCUGGUGCUGGGGGGUUCUGUCACCAUGUUGUUGGAUUAAUUGUAGGGACCAGACUUAGACACGCGUAACUCAGUUUUCAUUUAAUUCGUAACGACUCUCAUUACAUCUCGUCAUYGAAGACUUUGUACAGUUUAUGACCUUUGUAUGGUUUAUACGCUAUUGUACGGUUCUACAACGAGAAAGUUAUAUUCUUAACAUAAGACUUACAAAUCUGAACGUAAGAAAACCGGAAUUUACCUCAA